AUGUGCAGACGUGCUAUCACUGUCUGGAUGCAAGAGCAAUUCUUCAAUAGUAAGGAGGCAAUUAACAAACUCAAACAGAGACUGGACGUUGCGAUGUCUGACCCCAAGGGUGACGAUAAGCUGAUAAACGAUCUCAAUCUCGGUCUCAUGGUGGCGUAUAAAGCAGAAGAGGAAUUCUGGCGACAAAGGAGCAGAAUCAUGUGGUUAUCCUUAGGGGAUAAGAACUCAGGGUAUUUUCACGCGAUCGCCAAGGGACGUCGAGCUCGAGACAGAAUGACAGUUAUCAAGGAUGCAGAGGGUAUAGCGUACUAUGAAGAGGAACAGAUUGCGGGACAGAUAAAGGAAUAUUUUUCGGGCAUCUACUCCUCGGACUUCACGACCACCGGCUUAGCAUCUACUGUCGAGAUAGUAGGAUCAGCCAUCUCACCCUCUAUCGCACCUGAUACGAACGAAAGUAUUUGUUUCAUCCCUACAGCUGCAGAAAUAAAAAAUGCUCUCUUUCUCAUCCAUCCGGACAAGGCGCCAGGGCCGGAUGGCUUCUCUGCAAGCUUCUUCCAUUCUAAUUGGAGCACUACUGGACCAGCUUUGAUCUCAGAAGUACAGGCAGUCGUCCGGACAGGAAGCUUACCACCGGUUACCAACGUCACGUACGUUCGUCUCAUUCCGAAGAUAACAGGAGCGAAGCUGUCAGCCUUUGUGCCUGAAAGAGCCAUCUCGGACAACGUUCUCAUCACACAUGAGAUUCUCCACACACUUAAGACGUCGGAAGCGGAAAUUCAUUGCUCGAUGGCCGUCAAGACAAACAUGAGUAAGGCCUAUGAUAGGCUAGAAUGGCACUUCAUUGAGACAGUCCUGAACCGGUUCGGAUUUGCAGUACCGUUCGUCAACCUGAUCAUGCAAUACACUGAUGAGAGGAGCUGCUCUGCCUUGUUAGACAUCUUGCAUCAGUAUAGAAUGUCGUCUGGUCAACUGAUAAAUGCGGCCAAGUCCUCUAUAUCCUUCUCGGCUAAGACCCCGCAGGCAAUACGGCAACGUGUUAAACAACACCUCGGGAUUGAGCAGGAAGGAGGAGUAGGGAAGUACUUACGACUACCAGGACAUUUCGGACGACGCAAGAAAGACCUCUUUACAAACAUCGUAGAUCGCAUCAGACAACAGGCGGUUAGUUGGGCCUCAAAGCACCUCUCAAGCGCAGGAAAACUUGUCAUGCUGAAGGCCGUACUCACACCGAUCCCAUCCUAUGCGAUGACAUGUUUCGAGUUACCAGUGAGCUUAUGUAACCGGAUACAAUAUGUGCUCACGAGGUUCUGGUGGGAUGCUUCGCCAGACAAGAAGAAAAUGUGUGGGGUGGCAUGGGAAGUAAUCACAACACCAAAAGCGGCAGGGGGCUCGGGGUACGUGACAUUCAAGCUUUUAACACUGCCCUACUUGCGAAAUAGGCGUGGCGGAUUGUAUCUAAACCGGACUGCCUACUCUCUAAAAUCCUUCGCGCCAAAUACUGCAGCAAAGUGUCGUUUCUUCAAGUGGAACCACCGAAAACAGCCUCUCACGGGUGGCGAGGAAUUCUAA
This is a messenger RNA of Brassica napus (rape), 1569 nucleotides long. RefSeq lists its product as uncharacterized. The record is from RefSeq and is a predicted model, not a curated record. The coding region runs from base 1 to 1569 and encodes 522 amino acids. Lineage: Eukaryota; Viridiplantae; Streptophyta; Magnoliopsida; Brassicales; Brassicaceae. The transcript has 3 exons.